GACAGUUCCAUCGCGAGGAAAGGGGAGGGUACGCCGCCAACGAGCAGCAUUAAUAAUUGAUUGCGCUUUUUUUCCCUCGUGUCAGGACGUAGGACGCCUCAGAUGGUAGAACUCCGUGCGAUUCACAGAGUUCCUACAGCGCGAGCGGCUGCAGUUCCCCUCACAAACGCUCGUGCAGGAAGACCAAAGGACGUCCUUUAGCCUGGAAAUAUAGGGAUGAGCGAAGCGAGCGGCUGAAUACCCCCGCCUAACGUUGCGAGUAAACUUCCUUUCGGAGCGGGUUAAAACGUCCUCUUAAAAGAUACAAGUCGCCGGGACAGAUCUGCCCGCCCAAGGAUUCCUUCGCCUGCCCAAUCUGAAUGUAAUAUCGCCAAGCUAAGGAAGGCAGGAAUUAAAAGCCAUCGCCAUGAAUUUUGUAAUGAAGCAAGCGUUGGGAGGGGCCACCAAGGACAUGGGUAAGAUGUUGGGAGGGGAGGAGGACAAGGACCCCGAGGCAGAGAAGGAGAAGGAGGAGGAGAGACAGGAAGCUCUGCGACAGCAGGAGGAGGAGAGGAAGGCCAAGUACGCCAAGAUGGAGGCCGAGAGAGAAACGAUGCGACAGGGCAUCCGGGACAAGUACGGCAUCAAGAAGCGGGAAGAGGCGGAGGCGGAGGCGCAGGCCGCCAUGGAGCAGGCCGCGGAGGGGAGCCUCACGCGCCCGAAAAAGGCCGUCCCGGCUGGCUGCGGCGACGAGGAGGAAGAGGAAGAGAGCAUAAUGGACACGGUCAUGAAGUACCUCCCCGGCCCACUGCAGGACAUGUUCAAAAAGUAAACCGCGUUUAAAGCAACAUUAGAACGUUACUGUUGAGGUUCAGCCACCAAUUCCAUCCUUCCCUAAACCGCCCCCCCCUCCCCGUCCCACCCUCUCUCUCCCCACUCUCACCUCCAGAACCCUUAGAGACUUAGGACAUACACAUAAAUGAAUCCACGUUCCACUUUUUAUUUGUAAAUAGCCUCUGGUUUGAAAAAAAAAAGACAGUAACAAUAAAAGCAAGGGGGUAAUAAUGGAAGGAUGUAUGUCAAUAAUACAAAUAUUUACAAAUAACUCAAAGAGUAUAAGCCAUACUUUACCUUUGGAAAGGAAAUCUCGGAAUCAUAUCAUGUUAUCGAAUGAGUUUUUGCUAUUUAUAAUAUUUAUAUAUAGGUAUAUAUAUAAAUAUAUACAUAUGUAUCUACCUGACCUCCCUCUGUGUGUGACUUAAUCGGUAUUUACAAUUACGUGUCCCUGUUCAAGCAUUAAUGUAACCUUUCACCACGAUGUUGUAAAUUGGACACUUACAGUACAUACCUAUAUAUAUUUAUCCAAAUGAUGUUUUUUUUUUUUUUUGCCAAGCAUGCACGGUGAUUAAAUACUUGUGAAAUGUGCGUCAAUUCCUUUUUAUUUGUUGGUGAAUUACAUGAGGAUCGGAGGCAAUAAUUCUGUCUUUUAAAGUCGUUUGUCUCGUCGAUGCCACUGAGCGCGAUACAAUAAACGCAACGUUUCAUCCGCUCAGAUUGAACGCGUUUAAAAUGCUGCCCGCUGAUUCGUCAGAACGUCCACCGUGAAACCGGUCUAGAAAUGGAGUCAGCGGUUUGUUAUCAUAACAGCCGGAAAACAAUUUUAGGAUCAACGGGACCAUGGCCCAGAUUUAGUCUGAUGGAUAUGUGCCGACAUUAAAGUGUUAUUUUGGUUCAUUUCGUUCCCAAGAGUAUUCACUUCAGAGUUCGCUAAACUGAAUGAAAUUCUAUUAAAGACUGAAACGCAAAGCACCUUCUGAUUAGCUUAAAUCUGGCUCUCCAUGUCCGUACUCCUUUUUCAUGGAUGUAAAUAUAAAUUUGUGUUCUUACAGAAUGUCAUAUCUUUUUCCUCACUAAAAUGUAAAAUGAUGCUUUGUGCACAUUUAAUAUAAACAGACAGUGACAAUGGUGCAAUAUUAUUAUUAUAAUCAUUAUCAUUAUUAUUAUUAUUGAGAUUGUCCUGUGUCAGUAGGUUAAUUAAAAGGGAAUGCAAUCCCAAAUCAGCAAUAACAGACAAUCCUUCUCACUGUUGUAUGUUUUGCUCGUUCUGUUCAAAUGUUGGUGUUCACAUACAGUGCUGUCUUCCUAGAUUCCAGAAAAUUGCUACAUGCUGUUGUUGUGGGGUGGGGAGGGCUGGGGAAGUGGCGCAAGGAAGGGGGUAACAGACAUAGUUAAAUGUUUAAAUGUUUUUCAAAUUAACAAAAUGUAAUUAACAGACAUAGUUAAAUGUUUAAAUGUUUUCUCAAAUUAGCAAAAACUUAUUAACAAACAUAGUUAAAUGUUUAAAUGUUUUUCAAAUUAGCAAGAAGUUAUUAACAGACAUAAUUGAAUGUUUAAAUGUGUUUCAAAUUAGCAAAAAGAAAACAAAAUUUAUUCAAAUCAAUUAAGUAGGGAUGUCUCUUAUUAGUUUGUGCAAUAUAUAUUAUCUAACAAAAUAUAGAGAUGCUGAUUAAGAUAAGAGACUCGAUCAGUCACCAUUUAGUCAUGAAUAUUUGAUUGUAUUCCCUGAUUAGAGCACAUAUAUGCCAGUGGAAGCCAUUUUCUCAAUUUUCUGGCUCAUUGACCACAACACAUUGCCUGUGUCUCUGACCUAGUGUAAAAUAAUCUCUGUGGUAUACAAGAAGUCACAAAAAGGAAGUGAGGUCACGUAAUGCAGAAAUAUACUUGUAAACAAUGCCACUGGCCAGUCUCUUUGAGAAAGGAGCUCUUUGGGAUUUUUUUUAGUGUUUUUUAUUUUCUAUUUUAUUUUUAUAUUCACAGUCGAGGCACUUUGAAAAUUACCAUAUGUAAAUUGACCAAAACAAAUAAAUGGCAUAAUGUAACUAUAAUAUUACAAUAUAACCACAGAUAUAAAAACAAACAUGCCAAAUAUAAUGCAACACAAAAAUAGGUAUCUUAUCCCGUCUAUGAGUUAUCAUGUAUGCUUUGCACUCAUCAACAGAUUGUGUUUUUGUGUUUUUGAUGUUGAAUUUGAACCAAACCCAUUGCAAGCUGAUUGACAAAACAUACAUAAAAAUGUCAUGCAUUGGUAUGCAGGCCAUGAGUAUGAUGAAAUAUCAGUCGAAUGCCUUGUGCUGUAUGUGAUGAAAAAAUGUUUUUUCCUCCAUAGUGUAAAUUCCUCCUGAAGGUUUAUGAAGCAUGUACAUUUUCUGGUUCGAGAGAUCAUACUACAGUUUGUCUGUUCGUGAACCUAAAAUUAUGUUUGUUUUGUAGUGUUAUGUCUGAGAGCUAACCUCACACCAACCCUUUGGUGAUCCAAUUGCAACAUAUAAUAAAGGGACAGUUCCUAACGAACACACAAAAAAAAAAAAAACAAACAGAACAAAUUAAUAAUUGUGAUAUAUUGACCUGUAGUCAAUCGAUAUUUGCCCUUAACCCCUGGACCACAACCAUUAUACUUUGUGAGGAAGAAAGGCUAUUCUUGCUUUUAAUUGUUUGUCAAACUUAAGGACUGAUGUUGAUUGAAUCCUGGCCAUUAUGGUGAGCUCACACUGUUGAGUUCCACAUAGUUUUAUUCUUCUUUUUUGUGGCUUAAUUUUCCUCAAAUGUCCCUACAUCUCUCUCCUGUCAUUGAUCAUUUCAGCCACCAGAGUAAACAGCUCAACUGCACAUAACCUUUAUUUUCAUUAAUCACUGAUCAUACUCAUUUUGCUUUGAGUUUGUCAUAUAAAGCAGAAUGAGUGGGUAUUUCAUCAGUAAAAGCAAAGCCGUCUAAUUUAACUGAACUCAUUCAUCCUCCUUAAAGAACCACAUCAGCCUAAGGUGAUUUGAUUAGACUUACGCAAGCGCGGCAGUAUCCUGCCAGUUUGGUAUUAAGGUUUUGAUCAUUUCAAGUGUUACGUUAUUAGUGGCUCUUAGUCAUGUCCAAUAUUGCCAUUACUCUUUGUCAGGUGUGUGUCCUUUUUCCGAUCAAGCACUUGUCAUCUGAAGCCUAUCCCAUAUUUUUUAUUAAACCAAAGACUGGCGUUCUUUCAGCGUUUUGGAUGUGAAAUUUUAUCAUAUUAUUAUUUCUCUCUACACUCGGUUUUAAACACAGAAUUCUCUCAGGUAUGUUUUUUGCAUUGAUAUCAUUAUCCUUUCCCCUCCCAGACCAUGUGCAUUUUAAAAAAAUUGUUUUUCAUCUGAAGUAAGCAUGAAAUUAGCGGAAUGGCCGCAUAAGGCUAGUGAAAUCGUGGGUACCUGACACGCACGCAAGGUAACCGGGGAAACGGGACAUUUUUCUCUUGCCUUGUUGCCGGUUUUCCUGCAGAAUGCCCUCGAGCCACCGGCCGUCGGUGAGUGAACUGCCCCCUCGUCUCAAUGGGUCUCGCUUCCCACUACCGUUGCGUGAAAACGAGCGCACUCGCAAACUUGACCGAUCUCCUCCCAGUUUUUAUGAAGUUAGCGAACAAUUUAAUCUGAGGCGUCUACGUUUCCGUCGCUUGCUUCCUAGACGUUUAUCGCAGUACGUACGCCAAGCCUUUCCGCGAAGCACACUCGUCCAUAAUACCACAAGCGACGGCUUAGCACAAAUGUGUUUUGUGAUAUGAAGUAGAGUGUGAUCGUGAUGUUACAUGCUGACAUUUAUUCGCCACGGUUAGGGCUUGCGUUCGUACAGACGAGUGAGCUGCAUUAGCCCACAGCCAUUCAUUCGUUUUCACUGCAGGCUAAGACUCGGGUAAAAAAUAAAAAUAAAAACCCCAAAUCCCAGCACUUUGGCUCAAGCUCUUCCAGUGUGACGUCUGACAAAAAGCUAAUAACAUAAUUUUUAAAAAAUCACUCUGGUGUGACCCGAUUGUAACUGUCUAAUGUUUCUCUGCGUUGUCUUUACAUGUUUUUCCUACGUGUUGAGAAAAAAAGAAAAAAAAUCUGAAAUGGUGUACUUUUUCCGUCUGUAAACAUUUCUGUUUUCUGUCUUUUUUUGGUGCUUGUAUUCAAGAAUCUGUAAAAUUUUGUGAAUUUUUUUGUAUUGCGAUAUCUACUCUCUCCCUCUUUCCUUCUCUAUCUCCCUUAGACUUCCUUGCAAACUUUUCUUAUUUUUUAAAUUUUUAUUUUUUAUUUCUUUUUAUGUGUAAGCAUGCAUGGCCUGCAAUGGCAGCGAGGUUGCUAUGGAAACUUCCGUGUUUUUUGUCCUCCGUGUUUAUACUCCUGUUCCUGGAGCUCCUUCACUGCAUGUCAUAUCCGCCCCAGGGGAUUGUGGGACAGCAAUGUUCCUGAGUGGAAUCACAGCACAUUGAAAAAUAAAGUGAUUUCAUACAAUUAAUGCACAUCUUUA
This is a messenger RNA of Anguilla rostrata (American eel), 5290 nucleotides long. RefSeq names its product complexin-1-like. Lineage: Eukaryota; Metazoa; Chordata; Actinopteri; Anguilliformes; Anguillidae. The record is from RefSeq and is a predicted model, not a curated record. Bases 407 to 811 code for a protein of 134 amino acids. Gene Ontology annotation, cellular component: terminal bouton; SNARE complex. Gene Ontology annotation, molecular function: syntaxin binding. Gene Ontology annotation, biological process: synaptic vesicle exocytosis; neurotransmitter transport; regulation of neurotransmitter secretion. The transcript is spliced from 4 exons.